AUGACGUCGCCGCUUGCGAGUGCGCCGGCCACGCCGGACCCGGCGCAGCGUUUGAGCACGCGCCCGGGCCGGCCCGGCGGCCGGGCUCCCCCCUCCAGGCGCAGCAAGGGCCCGGCGGCUCCUGCCUCCCGGCCGGCCCGGUGGCCCUGGGUGCUGGUGGUCCUGCUGGUGGUCCUGUCGGCCGGGCUGCUGGCCCGGCAGCUGGCCCCGCCACCAUCGGGCAUCGUGUCCGACGCGCUGGCCUGGGCGCGCUGCCGGCCGGACAGCCCCUCCUACCUGCCCUGUGUGCCGGGUUCCUGGCUGUCCGAUCAGACGGUGACCAUCGACCCGAAUGGGCUGCGCAUUUACUCCGGCAGUCGCCGUGGGUCGUCCCGGGGCUCGGGUGCCGGCGUGGACAUCCGGCCGCCCGUGGUGCCGGCCACCGAGGCCGAGCCGGCCGACACCCUGCUGGACACGCCGCCCUGCCCGUGUCUCUGCACGCUGGCCGCGUCGGAAAGUGAGUCCAAUCCCCUGUGUGCCAGCAUCGGCACACUGGAUGCCCUGGUGUUCCCGGGGAAGCGUCUGCGCGAUUCGUCGGAGACCUUCCACUCGCUGGUGCAGAAGCUGUCGCGCGAGCCGCUGUUCCGCUUCUUCGGGGUCCGACUGUACCGUGCGUGCGCGGCCUUCGACGAUGCCAGCAUGAAGUGCUCGAGCGAGUACUGCCAGGUCAUUCGCCCGGACCAGGCGGAGGCCGGCCAUGAGCUGUGCAACGAUGUAGACAACGCCGAAAUCGACACCUGGCUUUCCAAGACCGAGGAGAAGUUUUUCAACCACGACCUUUUCUACAAGAAGGUCGUCAGCCACCCGGAGCGUGUGCGGAACCUCUACUUCGCGUACAGCGUCCUGCACCAGGCCAUCGCCAAGCUCGCCGACCGGCCGGAUCUCCUGCUGCCGGCCAAUGCGCAGCUGGGCUUCACCGACAGCGCGGCGGCUCUGAUCGCCGAAAUCACCGAACAUGCGCGCGAGUUCCCGCCCACCUUCGACGCGGACCAGCUCUUCAACUCCGACACCGGGGGCCUGAAGUCGGAGUUCCGCGAGCGCUUCCGCCAGCUCGAGCGCCUGAUGGACUGCGUCGAGUGCGAGAAGUGCCGGCUGUGGGGCAAGGUCCAGAUUUUGGGCUACGGCACCGCUCUGAAGGUCCUGCUCAAUGGCGAUCCGGCCGGGCCCCGGAGCCCGGUGCUCUUCCGCAACGAGCUGACGGCCCUCAUCCAAACCGCCAAUCUGGUGGGCGAGAGCAUCGAGUUCCUGCACGAGUGGCACGAGCACCACCACCGGACCGGCGGCGGGGCCCGGGGCCUCGUCCCGCCGGGCGGGCACCUGCUGCCAUCGCCAUCCUCGGCCUGA
This is a messenger RNA of Fonticula alba, 1383 nucleotides long. RefSeq lists its product as hypothetical. Lineage: Eukaryota; Rotosphaerida; Fonticulaceae. The coding region runs from base 1 to 1383 and encodes 460 amino acids. The record is from RefSeq and is a predicted model, not a curated record. Gene Ontology annotation, biological process: protein folding in endoplasmic reticulum. Gene Ontology annotation, cellular component: endoplasmic reticulum membrane; endoplasmic reticulum. The transcript is spliced from 4 exons. Gene Ontology annotation, molecular function: thiol oxidase activity; FAD binding; protein-disulfide reductase activity.